CUACAAGUGGAAAGCGCAUGGUUCUUAUCAGCAGCCGCGAAACUAAAUAUUUUAACCGAUUUAGAGCUUCAAAUGUUAUCACAAUUGUACUAAAUAUUACUGGAACAACGGCAUUCCGAAUCUAUAGACGUUGCGGCCAAAAUUCAGCGUGACAGUAUUAUCGGCACCGCAACCGGAAGUCCCUCCAUGGUUAUAUGGUAUUCCACUAAAGCGCAAAAUACUGUAUACCCUUAGCAUGCGACAAUAACUGUGGAUCUUUGCCAUAUAUUCGCAUGAAACUUUUGUGAUUCAUGGUGUCAUAGUAGCUGAGAAUACUUUUUACGGUUAAUUCAGGAAUCCCCAAUAACCGCAACGGAAAGAUAUCUAGUAAUCUAGAUAUCUAGUAAUCUACAGACUGAUUUAAAAUGGUGGACGUUGUCGAUGGCGAAGGGUUGAUGGAGAUGCAUGCCGGCACAACAUCCUCGCUGAAGCGUGCGGCGCCCACUCCGCCGGAAAUGCUGCAGCCGCGUCACGGCGGCGGUGGUGCAGCUCCGCCCCAGGUAGCGCCUCGCCGCAUCUACGCCGCACAGCAUCAGCCUCCCGUCGAACGCAACGGGCAUAUUAUCGCGCAGUCACCGGACACGCAUUCCGAUUACACUCCCUCCGACACAUCCGUGCAUGAAGAACAGACGGCCAGGAUGAUGCUGGAACGGGAGAACAGCGGGGUGGUGGUCAGUGGGCUCAGCAGUCGCCGGUCCAGUGGCUCCGAGAGGGAUGACACGCUGACGCUCAAUGUCAUGCUGCCCAGCAAGGAAACGGUGCCGUUCCAGGUCAAUAAGCGAAUGCCGUUGAUGGACCUUUUGAUACAUGUGGCGUCCACUCGGCAUUUCAACCCAUCGGAUUACGCUGUGUAUAACCCCAACGCCAAAUAUCCCACCGCACUGACGCCCAACAUUCCGGUCGGCGAACUCAAUACGGACGCCGUACAGAUCGUCCCCAAGAGUAGCCCACUGUUGCAUACUCUCAGCAAAUCCAAGCCGGCAUCGACGAAGAGCAGUAUGCGAUCCAAUCGCGAAGAACCAUUCGAGAAAACCUUCCGUUUACAAAUUAACCUCCCACAUAAACAAAUGAUGGUCCUACGUGUGAGCGGUAAGCAGACCUACAAUGAUGUACUGGCGGAUAUCUGCCGUGAAAAAGGCUUCAAUCCGACGGCCUAUACGUUGCGGCAUCCGAACAAUCCCCAACAGCCGCUGGAUAUGUACCGGCAGCUAGCUGAGGAUCGGAUCAAUGAGAUAAAUCUGGUCCCGUCCUUUCAAGAUACGAUUGCCCGGCAUAGCAAACGCUUUACACCAAACUCCGGCAUCGAUAUGGAAGUGCCAGAAAAGCAGGAGAAAAAGCGCGGAUUUGAUUUAUUCCGAUUAUGCCGCAAGAAACGCGUGGUAACCAGUCAGUUGACCGCUGCCAAUGUCCCGCCAUCCGGCAACCCCUUAAAAUCCAGUAAACACAUCAGUAAAUCCAUAUCAACCCUUGCGGAGAUAGCUCCACCGGUAGUGCGGGAACCAUCAAAACCUACCCGCAGCAGUAAACGCCACGCUCCCGCACCGCCCCCUCCCGGACCCGUUCCGCUGACCACCGAAAUCCCUGUCCGUACGCGGCACCACUCGGAAUCCAGCGGCUACGAUGAAUCGCUCGUUCUCAGCAAUUCGCCGGAACGCGACGAUCACAUGAUUUCCCCUCCGGUACAGAUCGCCGACGAUCUACCGGAUAAGAGCAUCAUCAUCGCCAAAAUGCCGGUGUCCGCCCGCAGCUCGACGUCCACGCCGGACUCCGGACUAAAGAGCGCCAGCGAGACGGUGGUCAAAGUCGGUACCCAAAUUUCGAAAAAGAAGGCGCCCGCGCCGCCGCCCCCGCCUCAUGACGAGCCACCGAAGGAAAGCGUUACGGCGAAGGAUAGCGCCGUUGUUAUUGACCAAGGCCGGAGCCGUUCGACCAGUCAGGCCAGUGUGCACAGCGUGCCGGCGCCGGCGCUGCCGCCGAUGGAUGCUGCAACCAGUGCGUCGAUAAAAGCUGACGCUGUCGGCGUGGAUAGUCGGCGUUCGUCCGAUAGCAGUCACAAAACAGUCAGUGAUGCCGUGUCAACGGCGGUUGUUACCGCGGAAAACAAAUUGUCGGAUGGGCAAUCAUUGGGCGAUGACCUGAGCACCACGAGUUUCUCCUUCGAGCACGGCCGCGACAACGGGCACGAUUUCGAUGAGAGCUCCGUGGACGGCUCGAUGGAUAUCCACAAUGAGAUUCACCAGAUUGCGGUGGCCGAAGCGGAACGCGACGCGGAAUCCCACAGUCCCCACGCCAGUCACCUUGGAAACUGGGAGGGCAUGGACGGGAAAUUCCGCAGUAAUUCGUUGGCGGAACUGCGACGUUCCUAUGCCGCAUCCACUUCGUCGGAAGAGUCGGGAUCGAAUUGGGCCGGGGAGACCACCACCACAAUGGUGGAGGUGGAUCGCGAUACCAUGUCGCUUCCCGUACAUUCUCCCAAGAACGAUGACACGUCCAGUCUGGAGCCGGAGAAGGACGAACCAGAGACGGUGGUGGUGCAGGCGGCGUCACCGAUGCGGCGGCUUAUUUCCGGUAACUCGACACCAGACUCGGGAAUCCAUUCCCAACGGGCGUCUCUAAAAGAACGAGUUCCCGAUAAUCUGGAUACGGAAGUCAUUCAUUCUCCGAAGCCAUCUGUAUAUAAAACUGAAACACCUCCAACCUCCCCGAAACUGGUGGUAGACGUGCCGCCUUCGACACCCAAACCUGAUUCAGUUCCAUCUUCGCCGGUGUCCAAGACGCCCUCGCCGGACACUUCGAAACCUUCCAGCCCCAAACCCCUCUCUCCCCCGUUAAUAAUAUCAACCGCAGCAACACCCACCAAUAUUCCGUCCCCGUCUCCGAAGCCGGAAAUCACAGUGGACGCUGUGCGGACGGAUUCCCCGCCCAAGUCAGUCACUCCCAAGCCGACGCCACUGCAUUUGGCUCCGACACCCAUACCGGUAGGUGACCGGCUAAGUGAACCACCCUCCCCGUCGCCUUCGGUAUCAUCGGUCGUCAGCAAUGCGCCGACGUUGCCGGAAAGCACCCCGCCGCCGGUGCCGUCUUCUAAACCGGUUAUGGUCUUCCCGCCGCGGUCUCCGGCACAUGUCAGUAUUUCCUCCUUCAAAGAUCAGCAGCCGAAUAGGUACAAGGAGAUCAUUGCGCAGCAGUCUCAAACACCGUAUGAGUCGGCAGUGGAUUUGCCCAGCACAGCGUCUUCCGAAUCAUCGGCUGCGGUGCUCUUGAAACGUGAUGAUUUACUGAACAGAAAGACUGUGGAUUUUGGACGAUUCAGUACUAUGCCAUCUUUGGGUCAAGCUAACAGUGCUCCACCACUUGUCUCCAACUUGACAAGAUCGGAAGUGCUACCCAGUGCGAGUUAUAUAAAAUCGGAACCUAAGAAUGUGGAAUCCGACAUCUCUCGGGCCUUGUCUCGGGAAGAGCUGAUGAGAGAGAUGAGAACCGUCCAGCAGUGGAUCAGCGACAUCAACACCCAAAUGGCUACUAUCCAGUUGGGCGGCACCAUCACCCCAGAGAACUUGGUUCUCAUCGCUGAUAAACAGCGUCUUCUGCAGGAGCAUAUGCAGCGUCAGAUUGUUUUGACUCAGCAGUUACUGGAGCAAGAUGAGAAGACCACUAAAGACAGCAAAUUUAAACGCCCACCCAGCCCGACGCGUCCCGUUCAUCGAUCGGUGGUGCCUAACCCCGCGCUUCCCAUGCCGAAAACGGUGGGCGGCGUGCCUUAUUCUGAGAUUGUCGCGUUACCGCGAAAGAAUCCCCAUACCCCGGUAUAUUCAUCGGUUAUGGCGGAUGAUAUGGAACGAAAAGGUCGCGGUGCUGGGGAUGAGAUUCGGGAGAGCCGGUCCCGACUGCGAGAUAGCUGGGUGACAGACACAUCGAGAAGGUUUGAGUCUCCCAAUCGCAGCUUCGAUGCCGCUCAAUCCUCGCAAGAUGGCCACACGAUGACAACCCGCAUCAACAUCUCAACGGGCACCCAACCGACGCAAUCGGAUAUGAAUCCCACAUUCUCCUUCUCCACCACUCGCGCUCCGUCUGCAUCCGAAUCGGAGGCGAGAGAGAACAAACACUCCCCUUCGUCCUCUGUAGAAUAUUCCCGUAAUUUCGCUAACAUCCCGGUAAACCGCCGGACCUCCCAGCAAUUUGCCGGCAUGCCGUCCGUUGUGGCUUCCGUCAAACCCACCCCGGUGCAACCGGCAGUCCGCCCCCCGGCACAGAACACCGCCAACCGCUUAUCCUACCACGGUGCGACGAAUCAGCGCGAUUGGAAGACAGAUACACUGACCAGCGGCGUCCGUAGCCGGGCCGUGGAGGAUUCAGUGGAAACACCGCCUGUCGAAGAGCCGACGGUCAAAAGCAACCGCUUCAGUUAUCACGAAGGCGGUGCACCGCGGAAGAAUACCGGCCCGUUGCGGGCGGUCAAUACCCCCGAACAGUCGACCAUCGGGAGCACCAGUACACUGAAUACGGAAUAUAAAGAGGAUCCGAUUGACAGUAUUGUGCGCAGCUGGAAAAGUGGAACACCCACACCGUACCAUCAUGUGAACGUUAGUCCGAGCCGUGCUGGGACGUUGAGGAAGGACCCGGUGGUCGUUCGCGAUGAAAAUAAAGUACCCUUGCCGCCACCGGCGCCUCCGCUUCCGCCAAAGUUGCCGGAAAUGACGCGAAGUGUUUCGAUGCCUAUCAAGAAAAGCAGUGAGAAUAUUUCAGCUGCCAAGUCGCAGCAGGACAUGAAGUCGGAGUUGAUGGAUGAAAUUAAGAAUUUUUCUGUGAAUUCUUUACGAAAGGUGCCUGCAUCGACGCAGAAGAGUUGGGUUCCAAAGAUUCGAUGAGGGACAACCUGCAUCUGCUUCAGUGUUUUUAUAUCAGACAAGAGCUUUCCUAAUUGCCGCUUUUUGCUUUUUUUACAGAAUGCACUAUUUUAUUUUUGAAUAUUAUUAUUAUUUUGGUGGUUAGGUCCAGGUUUGGCACAAUCGGUACCCGUUUCUAGAAUGGUGGUGUUUUGGUUUAGGAAUGUCUGUGAGCAGGUGUUUUGUUUAGUAGUAGGGUUGUGAUGGACGUUGUACCGGUUUCUACAGUAGUGGCUUAAUUUUGUGAUUUUUUGUAUGUGCGGCGAAUUCGGCAGUGCGCAUGGUUUGAUUGGUGCAUAAGCUACUCAAAUUAAUAUCCUAAAAAAUUUAUUCUCGCAUGAUAUUGACAGAAUUAUGAAUUUAUGGUAAAAACAAGAACAGAUUUGACAUAGAA
Messenger RNA from Paramacrobiotus metropolitanus, 5319 nucleotides. Its product is annotated as mucin-2-like. Gene Ontology annotation, molecular function: actin monomer binding. The transcript is spliced from 11 exons. The coding region runs from base 405 to 4907 and encodes 1500 amino acids. Lineage: Eukaryota; Metazoa; Tardigrada; Eutardigrada; Parachela; Macrobiotidae. The record is from RefSeq and is a predicted model, not a curated record.